Phycodurus eques (leafy seadragon) is the source of this 4353-nucleotide messenger RNA. It is a transcript of the gene map3k15, whose product is annotated as mitogen-activated protein kinase kinase kinase 15. Gene Ontology annotation, molecular function: MAP kinase kinase kinase activity; ATP binding. Lineage: Eukaryota; Metazoa; Chordata; Actinopteri; Syngnathiformes; Syngnathidae. Gene Ontology annotation, biological process: protein phosphorylation; MAPK cascade; cellular response to stress. The record is from RefSeq and is a predicted model, not a curated record. The coding region runs from base 1 to 4035 and encodes 1344 amino acids. The transcript is spliced from 29 exons.
AUGGAGGCCGGCCAGAGCGCGCAGGCGGCGGACUGCAUGGCGGGCGAGCACUCGGUCAGCGGCAUGUGCGUGCAGCCGGACCGGGAGCGGGAGCGGGACCGAGACCGGGCCGAGCUGUCCAGCCCCAGCCCGCCGGCCAAGCAGCGCUCCCUGCGGGUGGUCUACGUGCUCAACGACGGGCUGAAGGCGGUGAUGGCCAGCAGCCCGGAGUCCGGCGCGCUGCAGUGCCUCCAGCGGGCGUGCGACGCCGAGAGCGCCCUGCUCACCACCGUCACCUUCGGAAGGCUCGACUUCGGGGAGACCUCCGUGCUGGACAGCUUCUACGACGCGGACGUGGCGGUGGUGGACAUGAGCGACGUCUUCCGCCAGCCGUCCUUGUUCUACCACCUGGGCGUGAGGGAGAGCUUCGACAUGGCCAACAACGUCAUCUUGUACCACGAUACCGACCCCGACACGGCCCAGUCGCUCAAGGACAUGGUCGCUCAGAAGAACACAGCGUCCAGCGGCAACUACUACUUCAUCCCCUACAUCGUGACCCCCAACCAUGAGUACACCUGCUGCGAGAGCGACGCCCAGCGCAGGGCCAGCGAGUACAUGCAGCCAAGUUGGGACAACCUCCUGGGACCUCUGUGCGUCCCCCUGAUGGACCGCUUCACCAGCCUACUGAAGGAUAUCCACGUCACAUCCUGCGCCUCCUUUAAGGACACCUUGCUCAAUGACAUCCGGAAGGCCAGGGAGAAGUAUCAGGGCGAGGAGCUGGCCAAGGAGCUCUCCCGCAUCAAGCUCCGCAUCGACAACACCGAGGUCCUUACGCAAGACAUUGUCAUGAACUUGCUCUUCUCCUACAGGGACAUCCAGGACUACGACGCCAUGGUGAAACUGGUGCAGACCUUGGAGAUGCUGCCUACUUGUGACCUGGCAACGCAGCCCAUGAUCCAGUUCCACUAUGCCUUCGCACUGAACAGGAGGAACAGUCCUGGUGACAGGGAGCAGGCGCUACGUGUGAUGCUGCACGUCCUGCAGUCCUGCGAACACCCCGCGCCCGACAUGUUCUGCCUGUGCGGACGAAUUUACAAGGACAUCUUCCUGGACUCGGACUGCAAGGACACCAAGAACAGGGACAACGCUAUACAGUGGUAUCGGAAAGGUUUUGAGCUGCAGCCAACCCUCUACUCGGGCAUCAACCUGGCUGUUCUCCUCAUAGUUGCUGGCCAACAGUUCGAGAGCUCCAUGGAACUGAGGAAAAUUGGUGUUAGGUUGAAUAGUCUGUUGGGACGCAAAGGUUCCCUUGAGAAAAUGAACAACUACUGGGACGUGGGCCAGUUCUUCACCGUUAGCAUGUUGGCUAACGACAUUCCGAAAGCCACCCAGGCUGCUGAGAAGCUCUUUAAGCUGAAGCCGCCUCUCUGGUACCUGCGUUCUGUUGUGCAGAACCUUCAACUGAUCCAGAGGUUUAAAAAGCAGUCGGUGGAACAUUCCCCACAGCGGGACAGACUCAACUUCUGGAUGGACAUCAUUGUGGAGGCCACGCAGGGAACCACCAACCGACUCCGCUUUCCCGUGCUGAUUCUGGAGCCCACCAAAGUGUACCAGCCCUCGUAUGUGUCCAUCAACAACGAGGCAGAAGAGAAGAACGUCUCCAUCUGGCACGUGUCUCCCGCUGAAACGAAAGGCAUACACGAGUGGAACUUCACCGCCAUGUCCAUCAAAGGCAUCAGCAUCAGCAAGUUUGACGAGCGUUGCUGCUUCCUUUAUGUCCACGACAACUCUGACGACUUCCAGAUUUAUUUCUCCACCGAGGAGCAGUGCGCUCGAUUCUGCUCCAUGGUGAAGGAGAUGAUUUCGGACGGUACCGGCAACGCUGUGGAGUUGGAAGGCGAAGGAGACGGCGACACCCUCGAGUACGAGUAUGACACGGAUGAGACGGGCGACCGGGUGGUGCUGGGACGGGGCACCUACGGGGUGGUGUACGCCGGGAGGGACGUCAGCAACCAGGUCCGAAUCGCCAUCAAGGAGAUCCCGGAGAGAGACAGCAGGUACUCGCAGCCCCUUCAUGAAGAGAUCGCCCUGCACAAGUACCUCAAGCACAGGAACAUCGUCCAGUAUUUGGGCUCCGUUUCAGAGAACGGAUACAUUAAGAUCUUCAUGGAGCAAGUCCCUGGAGGGAGCUUGUCGGCAUUGCUGCGCUCGAAAUGGGGUCCUCUGAAGGAGGCCACCAUCAUCUUCUACACCCGACAGAUCCUGGAGGGGCUGCGUUACCUGCACGAGAAUCAGAUCGUUCACCGAGACAUAAAGGGUGACAACGUGCUGGUCAACACCUACAGCGGCGUUCUGAAGAUUUCAGACUUUGGUACCUCCAAGCGGCUGGCAGGAGUCAACCCCUGCACCGAGACCUUCACGGGCACUCUGCAGUACAUGGCUCCCGAAAUCAUUGACAAGGGUCCUCGGGGGUACGGAGCCCCAGCCGACAUCUGGUCUCUGGGAUGCACCAUCAUCGAAAUGGCCACCGGGAAACCUCCUUUCCACGAGCUGGGCGAGCCGCAAGCCGCCAUGUUUAAGGUGGGCAUGUUUAAGAUCCAUCCAGAGAUCCCCGAGUCUUUGUCGCUGGAGGCCAAGUCGUUCAUCCUGCGCUGCUUCGAGCCCGACCCUCACAAGCGAGCCCUGGCCUCCGACCUCUUGAGGGACAUGUUCGUGCGACACAACACCAAGGGCAAGAAGAGCAAGAUCGCAUUCAAGCCGUCAGACUACAUCCACGUUUCGCUGCCGGUGCAGCUGCAGUGCGAGGCCGCGGGGAGCAGCAGCAGUGAGCACGGCUCCAUGAGUCCCGACUGCGACUCCAAACACGAUGUCUUCUUCCAGAAAAAGAAAAGCUCCGGCUCGGAGAACAUGCUCAAGCCGCCCAACUCCAACUACCUGAGCGUUCCAGACGAAGGUUCGGUGUCGGAGGAUCGCGGCGGCGCACCCCCCUCGCCCGAGGACCGGGACGGCGGCCUCUUCCUGCUCAAGAAGGACAGCGAGAGGCGAGCCAUUUUGUUCAAGGUCCUCAACGAGGACCAGGAGAAGGUCAUCUCCAACCUGAAGGAGAACUACAUCCAGGGCAGCGAGGAGCUUCAGCUGUCUGUGGAGCACAUCAAGCAGAUCAUCUGCAUCCUGCGAGACUUCAUCCACUCCCCGGAGAGGCGCGUCAUGGCGGCCACCAUCUCCAAGCUCAAGCUGGACCUGGACUUUGACUCCACCUCCAUCAACCAGAUCCAGCUCGUGCUCUUUGGCUUCCAGGACUCGGUGAACAAGGUCCUGAGGAAUCAUCACAUCAAACCUCACUGGAUGUUCGCCAUGGACAACAUCAUCCGCAGGGCUGUGCAGGCCGCCAUCACCAUCCUCAUUCCAGAGCUGCAGACGCACUUCGGGCCGGCGUCGGAGUGCGAGGGCGCCGAGAAGGAGGACGAGGUGGACGAGGAGGAGGCCGAGUUCGGUCCCGUCUUGGCGCCGGCCGCCGCCGCCGCCGACGAGGCCGGGACGGCCGCCGACGCCGCGCUGCACUCGGCCGUCGCCGCGCUGCACCCGGCGCACGCCCACGAGCACCAACGCUCGCACCAGCACCAGAUGGGGGUGCAGUUGGGCCGCCUCAAGCAGGAGAACAGCAGGCUGCUGGAGGAACUGCUGCACAAGGAGCGAGAGUACCAGCAGGUGCUGAAGGCCACGCUACAGCAGCGCACGCAAGACCUGGACCUGGUCAGAGUCCGCCACAGACCUCCAGACUUUUCCCCUCCCUCCGUCUUCCACAUUUCGGCGGACCACGAGCCGGACAAGCAGCUCACCGAUUGGCUGAACGAGCAGGGGGCGGACCCGGACACCAUCGAUAAGUUUGCGCUUGAAGAAUAUACGUUGAUUGACAUCCUGAACGAUGUCACCAAAGACGACCUGCGAUGUCUCCACCUCAGGGGCGGCGUCCUGUGCCGGAUCUGGCGGGCCAUCCAGCGGCACCGCGAGCGCGCGAGGCUGAGAGGAGACGAGCGUUCGGAGGACGAAGCGUGACGUACGCUCGCCGCGAAAACGACCAAACUGCCACCGUGCCUUUUUCGUUUUUGUUUUUUCUUUCCUGCUCGACUUGACCAAAGCGCUUUAGUGCAGGCACUACCAAUAGCAAUAAUACUAGAAUGCAAUUUCCACAACUGAUAUAUAUUGAAACGAAACCUUUCUGCCUCUACGUCUUGCUCUUAAUUACACUGCGUCUCUGCCAGUUGAGCUCAGUGCUGCCUGGCAUGUUGUGGCCCGACAUGGUACUACACCGCAGGUGGGCAACUGUAAAUUCAAUACUUCCCUGUAUACUGAAGAAACUCGUAAAAAAAAAAA